This is a messenger RNA of Nezara viridula (southern green stink bug), 549 nucleotides long. The record is from the annotation of a GenBank genome assembly. NCBI's taxonomy places the organism in Eukaryota, Metazoa, Arthropoda, Insecta, Hemiptera, Pentatomidae.
AUGUGUAGGGGUUGUCCCCCUAUCAUUCUUGGCGGUCUUACCUUAUCCUAUCCUCGCAACGUCAGGGGAUUGCCUCCUCGGUUGCAGAGCCCUGGAUGUGUAGGGGUUGUCCCCCUAUCAUUCUUGGCGGUCUUACCUUAUCCUAUCCUCGCAACGUCAGGGGAUUGCCUCCUCGGUUGCAGAGCUCUGGAUGUGGGAUUGCCUCCUCGGUUGCAGAGCUCUGGAUGUGUAGGGGUUGUCCCCCUAUCAUUCUUGGCGGUCUUACCUUAUCCUAUCCUCGCAACGUCAGGGGAUUGCCUCCUCGGUUGCAGAGCCCUGGAUGGGAUUGCCUCCUCGGUUGCAGAGCCCUGGAUGUGUAGGGGUUGUCCCCCUAUCAUUCUUGGCGGUCUUACCUUAUCCUAUCCUCGCAACGUCAGGGGAUUGCCUCCUCGGUUGCAGAGCCCUGGAUGUGUAGGGGUUGUCCCCCUAUCAUUCUUGGCGGUCUUACCUUAUCCUAUCCUCGCAACGUCAGGGGAUUGCCUCCUCGGUUGCAGAGCCCUGGAUGUGUAG